This is a messenger RNA of Sander lucioperca (pikeperch), 2033 nucleotides long. RefSeq names its product HIV-1 Tat specific factor 1 (gene htatsf1). Gene Ontology annotation, cellular component: U2-type spliceosomal complex; U2 snRNP. The coding region runs from base 261 to 1610 and encodes 449 amino acids. Gene Ontology annotation, biological process: mRNA splicing, via spliceosome. The transcript is spliced from 10 exons. NCBI's taxonomy places the organism in Eukaryota, Metazoa, Chordata, Actinopteri, Perciformes, Percidae. The record is from RefSeq and is a predicted model, not a curated record. Gene Ontology annotation, molecular function: RNA binding.
CAUGCGCAUCCGAAACCUGACAUCGGAAGUACUUCGUUGCUUCAUUCAAGUGCCGGGUGCCUGCCUUGGGGAAAAGGUCACCGCGCAGCGAUUAACGUUGUCUAUAAUUUAAAUAAAACAUCUCUAAAAAAAAAAAAUCUGAAAACACAGAAGCCGAGUGUGUUCUGUGGUUUUGUCUUUUAGACGGAGGGACUCGGCUUCGUUAACCUUCGCACCUACCAGAAUUAAGAUCGUCUGGACUAACGUUAUUGUUGUAAAAGAUGAGUGGUCAAUCAAAUAACAACAAAGACUUUUUGGAGCAGCUGCGGAUGCAGGAACUCUAUGACCGGAGAAAUGAGGAUGGCUCCUCUGACCCCAACACCUACAUUGACCCAGAGGAUGGGACUGUGUAUGACUGGGACCAUGAAAAGAAGGCUUUUUUCCCUAAAAUAACAGAGGACUUCAUUGCAGCCUACCAGGCCAACUAUGGCUUCACUCAGGAUGGCCAUCCAGAUGCCAACAACGCUGCAGUGAGCAGCUCCAACCCAGCAGCCUCAGAACCAGACAGCAAGCCCUUAGAAAAGGAGAAACCAGAAGAUGCCACCCAAAACCCGGACCCAGACCAGGAUGAGACUGCAGCUAAAGAAGCCAAACAUAAAGGGGAGAAGAGGAAAGCAGAUCCAGGAUGGUUUGAUAUCGAUGACAAUAAAAACACGAACGUCUACGUAUCAGGCCUGCCUCCUGACAUCAGCAGUGAGGAGUUUGCUGAGCUGAUGUCCAAGUGCGGCAUUGUUAUGCGGGACCCCAUUACUGAAGAGUACAAGGUCAAACUCUACAAGGACAAAGAGGGAAAUCUGAAGGGAGAUGGCCUCUGCUGCUAUCUCAAGAAGGAGUCAGUGGCAUUGGCUCUGCGUCUGAUUGACGAGUCAGAGGUCCGAGGUUACAGACUCCACGUGGAAGCAGCACGGUUUGAGCUAAAGGGCCAGUAUGAUGCCAGCAAGAAGAAGAAGAAGAACAAAGAUUAUAAGAAGAAGAUGCAGCAGCAACAGAAACAGUUGGACUGGAGGCCAGAGAAGCAAGGAGAAGUGAGGAAGAGACAUGAAAAAGUUGUCAUCAUUAGGAACAUGUUCCACCCCAGUGACUUUGAGGAAGACCCACUGGAGUUGAAUGAGUAUCGCGAGGAUCUGCGGUCAGAGUGUGAGAAGUUUGGGGGAGUCAAGAAGGUCAUCCUCUUUGAUAGACACCCAGACGGCGUGGCAUCAGUCGCAUUUAAGGAGCCUGAGCAAGCUGAUGCAUGCAUUCAGUCGUUUAAUGGUCGCUGGUUUGGAGGAAGGCAGCUGACUGCUGAGCUUUGGGAUGGAACGACAGACUAUCAGGUGGAAGAGACAACACGUGAGCGGGAGGAGCGACUGAAGGGUUGGUCUACUUUCCUGGAUGGAGGCAAUCAGGGCCAGCAGAACAACACCUCCAAGCCAGCGGAGGGCAGCACCACCUCUACAGAACCCACAGAACCCUCCAGCACCACGGAGCCUGAACAGCAUCCAAAAACAGAACCACAGCAACAGGAAGAGGAAAAGGAAGCAGACUCUACAGACAGCAGCCUGGCAGGAAGUGAUGAUGAGGAAGCCUAGAUACUGCACAUCUUUGGUCCCCAUGGCAACCAAUUAGGACAGUCCUGCUUAAUUGUGAACUGUGGCAAACCUCCGUAUUAAGCAGGCAAGGAGGAGGGAGAGGAGGUAUUUGGACAGUUGGAGCUGUUUUGUAAUGUAGAAAAAUAAAAUUCUGAUUUUUGUCUACCCUAUUUUCAUCAUUUAGGUUUACAAUGUAAUUAGACCUGCACUUGUCAAGUAUAGCCCACCUUUUGCUGAAUUUCAGUGUGCCAGUUUGUUUAGUUUUGUGCUAAUUACCCUAAAAUAUGAAUGAAUUACAAAAGACACCAGACUGAAAUUGUUGGAUUUGAGUUGUAGAAAAUGGUUCAGAUUUAGUAAUCAUAACACUGUAUUUUAAAUGAUAACAAUUCACUCAUGGUUUGUUCUUCUUGGAAUAUAGAUUUU